AUGGCUCCUACACUUCAACAUGCACUUUCUCAUCUACUCACUCUCGUAGUUUCACUAUCAAUACUCCUAGUGGUACCCUCCUCUUGUUUCAACCCCAAAAAGAUUGUGAAUGCUUCCUAUGCUUCAUGCUCAUAUGGUUCAGAUUGGUCACCUGCUAUAGCCACUUGGUAUGGACUUGCCAAAGGGGACAGUAGUGAAGGUGGUGCUUGUGGUUAUGGCAGUGCUGUUGGGGAACCUCCUUUCUCAUUAUUGAUAUCGGCGGGAAGCCCUCUUUUGUUUGAAUCAGGCAAAGGUGGUGGUUCUUGUUAUGAGGUUAAACCUUCUGAAACUUUAUAUACAGAGGAGUUGAACUUGACAAAAAUAGCAGAGGAAAAUAUUAGGAAAGAAAAGGAAGAACUUGAGAAUAUGAAGAGCUUCAGAGACAAGGUUAAGGAACAACUCUUCCUUGCUCUUGAUCAAAAUGAAUGA
Messenger RNA from Glycine soja, 468 nucleotides. RefSeq names its product putative expansin-B2. The record is from RefSeq and is a predicted model, not a curated record. Gene Ontology annotation, cellular component: extracellular region. NCBI's taxonomy places the organism in Eukaryota, Viridiplantae, Streptophyta, Magnoliopsida, Fabales, Fabaceae. The transcript has 3 exons. The coding region runs from base 1 to 468 and encodes 155 amino acids.